This is a messenger RNA of Balaenoptera acutorostrata (minke whale), 2892 nucleotides long. It is a transcript of the gene C19H19orf47, whose product is annotated as chromosome 19 C19orf47 homolog. The transcript is spliced from 12 exons. Bases 1092 to 2360 code for a protein of 422 amino acids. The record is from RefSeq and is a predicted model, not a curated record. NCBI's taxonomy places the organism in Eukaryota, Metazoa, Chordata, Mammalia, Artiodactyla, Balaenopteridae. Gene Ontology annotation, cellular component: nucleus.
UUUAAUGGUGGAGAGAGGACAUUGAGUCCAGCAGGGAAUUCUGCAGUUAUAGUGGGAGGAUACCAGUACUUAGAGCUUCCUAGAAAGUGUUAACUGAAACUUUGCAAAGACAGACCACAGUGCCUGGCUCAUAGUAAUCCCUUGACCAGUGUUAAUCAUAGCCACUGACUGACUUGGGUUCAAACCCUGGCCCUGUAGUUACUUGCUGUGUGACCUCGGACCUGCCACUCUAAUCUGUAACCUGGAGAUCGUUUUUACUUUUUACCGCGGGUGGUUGUGAGGAGUCACUGAGAUGUGAACAUAUUCAGUGCCUGGCACGUAAACAUUCAGCAGGAGCUACUGCAUGGGCAUUGGAGUCAGGGAGAACUUGUUUUUGAAUCCUAGUAAAGUGCAUGCUAGAUGUGGCAUUUGGCAAAUGACUGCACCACAAUGAGUCGGUUUUUUCAUUGAUUAAAAUGGGGCUAAUUAUAGUCCUCACUCAUGAGGAGGUUGUGAGGCAUCAGCGUGAUGCCUGGCAUUGGUCCUGGUGCAUAGUUAGUGCUUGGUAUGUGAAAUGCUGUUGUUCUGUCUGACUUAACUGAAGCUUCUCCAUGCCUUGCUCUUUGAGAGAUGUUGGUUGUAUUGUCUUUGUCCGGUGGUAAAAUCCUGAAGGGAAAAGGGAUCUUAGGAGCCAAGUACAGGGCGAAGUGAUGUCCGUGGUCAUGUUCAUCAUCCUACUUGGGAGUAGAGGAGAGACCCUCACAUCUGGGGACUUUGGGAAGGCUUCACAAAGCAGGUGGCAGCCAAGCAGAGUGAUGGAGAGCUUGCCAGGAGGACAGGAGGAGCAAACAUUCCAGGCACAGAUGGGGACACUGAAGCCUGACUGGCGAAGUCACUUGCCAAGGUCACACAGCUAAUGCCAAGCUCUGGAGUUUGUUUGUUUGUUUUUUGCUGCGCCUUGCGGCAUGUGGGAUCUUAGUUCCUCGACCAGGGAUCGAACCUGUGCCCCCUGCAGUGAAAGCGUGGAGUCUUAACCACUGGACCGCCGGGGAAGUCCUCAAGCUCUGGUUUUUGUUAACGCUCCAGGGAGCAGAGUGAAGGCGAGGGAGACAAUGGUCUCUGUAACUAUGGCCACUUCCGAGUGGAUCCAAUUCUUUAAGGAAGCCGGCAUUCCUCCGGGACCUGCUGUCAAUUACGCAGUGAUGUUUGUGGAUAAUAGGAUCCAGAAGAGCAUGCUGCUGGAUCUCAACAAGGAAAUCAUGAAUGAGCUGGGCGUGACUGUGGUGGGUGACAUCAUUGCCAUCCUCAAGCAUGCCAAGGUGGUGCACCGCCAGGACAUGUGCAAAGCUGCCACUGAGUCGGUGCCCUGCAGCCCCAGCCCCCUUCCAGGCGAGAUUCGCCGAGGCGCCUCUAGCGCCGCCUCCCGGAUGAUCACCAACAGCCUGAACCGAGACUCCCCACCCGGCACUCCCCCCCGGCGGCCGGACACCAGCACCUCCAAGAUCUCUGUCACCGUGUCCAACAAGAUGGCAGCAAAGAGUGCCAAGGCCGCUGGCUCCUUCCCGUCGUGGGGCCUUUGCCCUGAUGUUCCCUCCUCCUGGACCUUCUUCCUCCACAGACUUUUCCAUGCUUGGCCGCUGUUCCUCUUCCAGGUCUCAGCUGCAGCCCUGGCCCGCCGGGAGGAGGAGAGCUUGACUGGUGCCACCAAGCGGCGCCGCGUCACAGCCGAGAUGGAGGGCAAGUACAUUAUCAACAUGCCCAAAGGCACCACCGCCCGGACCCGCAAGAUCCUGGAGCAGCAGCAGGCGGCGAAAGGUCUCCACAGGACGUCUGUGUUUGAUCGCCUUGGCGCCGAGACCAAGGCAGACACGACGACGGGGAAUAAACCCACAGGAGUCUUCAGCCGCCUGGGGGCCACCCCAGAGAUGGACGAGGAUCUGGCUUGGGACAGUGACCACGACAGCAGCAGCUCUGUCCUGCAGUAUGCCGGCGUCCUGAAGAAGCUAGGCCGGGCCCCAGCCAAAGCCAGUCCCCAGCCCGCACCAACUGUCAAAGCCAAGGCCACCAGCUCGGCGGCAACGGCUACCGCCCCAACGCUGCGGCGCCUGGCUUUUUCCUCACGACCUGGGCUCGAGAGGAAGCCGGAGUCCCUAUCCAAAGUCAGCAUCAUCCAGAGACUGGGCAAGGCUGCCCUUGUGCCGGAGGCCCAGGACAGCCAGGUCACGAGCACCAAGAGUAAGUCCUCGGCUGAGGUCAAGGUCACCAUUAAGAGGACUCUGGUGGGGCCCCGGGGGAGCAGCUCCAGCGAGGGCCUUGGUGCCCAGAUGGACCACGCGGGCACUGUGAGCGUGUUCAAAAGACUGGGCCGCAGGACCUUCUAGCCCAAGGGCGGGGCGCAGGCCCCUCUCCAGACUCCAGGCUCCAUCAGAGUCUUCAGCGAGGGCGCGCUCACCCCUCCCUGCCGGCUGCUGGAUGACACUGCUUGUCUCCCUCGGGCGUUCUGCCAGCCUGAGCUCUCUGGGGAUUCACCCGGUUUUUCUGAGUCUGAGAUGGUCAUUGUGGCCCGGCCUUGCCGCUCUGGGACUUUCCCUUCUCUCCCGUCCUCUGUUCUCUCCUCUCUGACCGUGGCCUUGGCAGGACCCACUUUUCUACCUCUCCAAGUGCCAAGUGCCCUUUUCCUGUCCUCCAUCCCCCAUCCUCCCUCUCAGCAACAUCUGCUGCCUCAAACCCCGGCUCCGGGCCUCCCUGUCCCCCAGGGUGGGUGUCGUCUGAAGGGGCUCCCGUAUCAUACCCCCACCCCCACCCCCGACUGCCUCGCUUCCCUCCCUCCUCUGCCCCCUCCCCACCGAUGCUUUGACUUCUCUCUCUCCGUCUCUUCACUCUGUUCAUUUCUUUUCUGUUUUCUGUCCCUGU